Molecule: messenger RNA, 4043 nt
Organism: Hyla sarda
Lineage: Eukaryota; Metazoa; Chordata; Amphibia; Anura; Hylidae
Product: oocyte zinc finger protein XlCOF7.1-like
Biological process (GO): regulation of transcription by RNA polymerase II
Molecular function (GO): DNA-binding transcription factor activity, RNA polymerase II-specific; RNA polymerase II cis-regulatory region sequence-specific DNA binding
Source: RefSeq, a predicted model, not a curated record
CGUGGUGGUCUAUUUCUCCAUGGAGGAGUGGGAGUAUGUAGAAGGACACAAGGAUCAGUACAAGGAUCAGGUCAUGAUGGAGGAUCAGCAGCCCCUCACAUCACCAGUCAGAUCCAGUAAGAGAACAGCACCAGAGAGGUGUCCCCGUCCUCUUCUUCCCCAGGAUGAUCAGGGAGAAGAUAUGAACAAUAUUAAUGUUCCAGAGACAGAUGUGAACAGUAAUGAGCAGUAUAAGGAGGACAUUCUUACAUGGAAAGAAAAUGCCACAGACAUAAAGGAAGAAGAAGAGACCGAUGUUAGCGGUGAUGAGCAGUAUAAGGAGGACAUUCCUACAGGGAAAGAAAAUACUACAGACAUAAAGAAAGAAGAAGAGACAGAUGUUAGCGGUGAUGAGCAGUAUAAGGAGCACAUUCCUACAGGGAAAGAAAAUACUACAGACAUAACGAAAGAAGAAGAGACAGAUGUUAGCGGUGAUGAGCAGUAUAAGGAGCACAUUCCUGCUGGAAAAGAUCUGAUCUAUAGUAAUACUACAGACUUAAGAGAAGGAGAAGACACAGAUGUGAGCAGUGAUGAGCAGUAUAAGGAGGUCAUUCCUACAGGGAAAGAUCUGAUCUAUAGUAAUACUACAGAUUUAACGGAAGAAGAAGACACAGAUGUGAGCAGUGAUGAGCAGUAUAAGGAGGACAUUCCUACAGGGAAAGAUCUGAUCUAUAGUAAUACUACAGACUUAAGAGAAGAAGAAGAAGACACAGAUGUGAGCAGUGAUGAGCAGUAUAUGGAGGACAUUCCUACAGGUAACCACUCAGAUUCUUGUACCAGGAGAUCAGAGGAGAAUCUUAUAUCUUCAGAUUAUAAAGCAGAUGAUGAUAUCACACAAGAUACAUAUGAAGAACAUUCCAUUAUCCCAGAUACACCCUCAGCCCUUCACAGCCAAGAUCUGUCAUCUCAUCCUUAUAUACAGGUCCUGUCUUCUCAGUCAUCACAGGAUGUUCAGCAUAAAGAAAGUCAUAGAAGGGGUGUUGGACAACAACGAGCUCAUACAGGAAAGAAACCAUAUUCAUGCUCAGAAUGUGGGAAAUGUUUUACUAAGAAAUCAAAUCUUGUAGUACAUCAGAGAACUCACACAGGAGAGAAGCCAUUUUCAUGUUUAGAAUGUAGAAAGUGUUUUACUGAUAAAUCAAGUCUUCUUAGACAUCAAAGAACUCACACAGGGGAGAAGCCAUUUUCAUGUUUUCAAUGUGGGAAAUGUUUUACUCGGAAAUCAAGUCUUGUUCAACAUACAAGAACUCACACAGGGGAGAAGCUGCUUUCAUGCUCAGAAUGCGGGAAAUGUUUUACUAAGAAAUCACAUCUUGUUCAACAUACAAGAACUCACACAGGGGAGAAGCCAUUUUCAUGUUCAGAAUGUGGAAAAUGUUUUACUGACAAAUCAAGUCUUGUUCAACAUCAAAGAAUUCACACAGGGGAGAAGCCAUUUUCAUGUUCAGAAUGUCGGAAAUGUUUUGCUUCGAAAUCAGAUGUUAAUCGACAUCAAAGAACUCACACAGCGGAGAAACCAUUUUCAUGUUCAGAAUGUGGGAAAUGUUUUCCUGGGAAAACAAAUCUUUUUAAACAUGAAAGAACUCACAGGAUGGAGAAGCUAUUUUCAUGUUCAGAAUGUGAGAAAUGUUUUACUAAUAAAUCAGGUCUUGUUGUACAUAAAAAAACUCACACAGGGGCAAAGCCAUUUUCAUGUUCAGAAUGUGGGAAAUGUUUUACUAAGAAAUCACAUCUUGUUCAACAUCAAAGAACUCACACAUGGGAGAAGCCAUUUUCAUGUUUACAAUGUGGGAAAUGUUUUACUCGAAAAUCAGACCUUGUUGUACAUCAAAGAACUCACACAGGAGAGAAGCUAUUUUCAUGCUCAGAAUGCGGGAAAUGUUUUAGUAAGAAAUCACAUCUUGUUCAACAUAAAAGAACUCAAGGGGAGAAGCCAUUUUCAUGUUCAGAAUGUGGAAAAUGUUUUACUUGCAAAUCAAAUCUUGUUACACAUCAAAGAACUCACACAGGGGAGAAACCAUAUUCAUGUUCAGAAUGUAGAAAGUGUUUUCUUGACAAAUCAAGUCUUCUUAGACAUCAAAGAACUCACACAGGGGAGAAGCCAUUUUCAUGUUUAGAAUGUGGUAAAUGUUUUACUCGGAAAUCAGACCUUGUUGUACAUCAAAGAACUCACACAGGGGAGAAGCCAAUUCAGAGCAUAAGGUGUCAGGACGUGGCGGUCUAUUUCUCCAUGGAGGAGUGGGAGUAUGUUGAAGGACACAAGGAUCAGUACAAGGAUCAGGUCAUGAUGGAGGAUCAGCAGCCCCUCACAUCACCAGUCAGAUCCAGUAAGAGAACAGCACCAGAGAGGUGUCCCCGUCCUUUUGAUGAACAGAAUAUGGAGAAUAAUACUACAGGGAAAGAUCUGAUCUAUAAUAAUGCUACAGACAUAAAAGAAGAAGAAGAGACAGAUGUGAGCAGUGAUGAGCAGUAUAAGGAUGACAUUUCUACAGAGAAAGAUCUGAUCUAUAAUAAUGCUACAGACAUAAAGGAAGAAGAGACAGAUGUGAGCGGUGAUAAGCAGUAUAAGGAGGACAUUCAUACAGGGAAAGAUCUGAUCUAUAUUAAUGCUCCAGACAUAAUAGUAAAAGCAGAAGAGACAGAUGUGAGCAGUGAUGAGCAGUUUAAGGAGGACAUUUCUACAGGUAACCACCCAGAUUCUUGUAGCAGGAGAUCAGAGGAGAAUCUUAUAUCUUCAGAUUAUAAAGCAGAUGAUGAUAUCACACAAGAUACAUAUGAAGAACAUUCCAUUAUCCCAGAUACACCCUCAGCCCUUCACAGCCAAGAUCUGUCAUCUCAUCCUUAUAUACAGGUCCUGUCUUCUCAGUCAUCACAGGAUGUUCAGCAAAAUAAAGGUCACAGAAGGGGUGCUGGACAUCAACAAGCUCAUACAGGAAAGAAACCAUAUUCAUGCUCAGAAUGUGGGAAAUGUUUUACUUUUAAAUCAGGUCUUGUUACACAUCAAAGAACUCACACAGGAGAGAAGCCAUUUUCAUGUUCAGAAUGUGGGAAAUGUUUUACUCUGAAAUCAGACCUUGUUGUCCAUCAAAGAACUCACACAGGAGAGAAGCCAUUUACAUGUUCAGAAUGUGGGAAAUGUUUUGCUCUGAAAUCAGUUCUUGUUAAACAUCAAAGAACUCACACAGGGAAGAAGCCCUUUUCAUGUUCAAAAUGUGGGAAAUGUUUUACUCAGAAAUCAUGUCUUGUUGUACAUCAAAUAAUUCACUCAGGAGAGAAGCCAUUUUCAUGUUCAGAAUGUGGGAAAUGUUUUGCUCUGAAAUCAGUUCUUGUUAAACAUCAAAGAACUCACACAGGAGAGAAGCCAUUUUCAUGUUCAGAAUGUGGAAAAUGUUUCACUCAGAAAUCAGACCUUGUAGUACAUCGAAGAAUUCACACAGGAGAGAAGCCAUUUUCAUGUUCAGAAUGUGGGAAAUGUUUUGCUCAGAAAUCAGAUCUUGUUAAACAUCAAAGAACUCACACAGGGAAGAAGCCAUUUGCAUGUUCAGAAUGUGGGAAAUGUUUUGCUCAGAAAUCAGUUCUUGUUAAACAUCAAAGAACUCACACAGGAGAAAAGCCAUUUUCAUGUUCAGAAUGUGGGAAAUGUUUUACUUUUAAAUCAGGUCUUGUUGUACAUCAAAGAACUCACACAGGGGAGAAGCCAUUUUCAUGUGCAGAAUGUGGGAAAUGUUUUACUCGGAAAUCAACUCUUCUUCAGCAUCAAAGAACUCACACAGGGGAGAAGUAAAUUCAGAGAAAUAAAUGAUGCAGAUAACACAUCUAUAUAUUAUCCAUGUACAUAGGAUAUCUGACAUUUAUACAUAUAUCAUAUACUGCAUCUCCAAACUUGUUACCAAUUGUUAAUAAAAGUUUUCUUUCUUAUAUGAUUUAUUAUUCUUAUAUUCAUCUCCGCACACUGGACUUAUAAUAAAUGUAAUAUUGUCCCUGACGUUGUAUAUAGGGAAUGU